GUCUUCUACGAUUUCCUCAAACGUCGGAGUCUCCGAAUUUUGAUUUGGUGUUAGUUAGCUAUCCUCGACAUUGAUUUUGCCCAGGUUUUCCUGCGACGGGCGCACUUGUCAUUCUAUAGAUUGCCAGAUUUCCCCCAACUUGUUUGUUUUUGAUUUGAAAUUUUUUAUUUAUUUUCAUUUUGACUCUUUCUUCCUCCAUCUCAACCCAUUCUCUCACCACGACCCAAUCAAACUUGGGGCAGCCGGCGCGUUCACUCCGCUGAAUAAUUAAACUUUUGGCGAUUACAGCGCCCGUGUUGAGGCGCAACCCGGCAACCCCCGUCUCGGUUGGCAACGGUCCGAUCUUCAGGAGCCCCGACCAUUUUUCUCUCUUUGACGGGAAUUGUCUUCCGCCCUUUGACAGGCGCCCGAAGUCACCGGAAAUCACAAAAGAGAUUGGAUGAAAAAGAAUCUGUGACUAGAUCUAGAACCAGUACCACCGUUCUUAAAUGCCCCGCCCGAGGAAGCCCGGGGCGCCGAGUCCGAAGCGGCGUAGCAGAAAUGGCUGUUGGCCGUGCAAAUCUAGAAAAAUAAAAUGCGACGAGGCACGACCGAUUUGCGUCAACUGCUCCAAGGCAUCAGUGACAUGCGACUACAGCAUUCGUCUCAACUGGGAAGGUAGGCGAACGAAGCAGGCUGAUACACACACGCCUGAGUCCCAAGAUGAGUCGACAGGCGGCCAUCAUGGGCCUACCACACCGUCAGUGUACGCGGAUAGCUCUGCUUCAUCACCAGGCCUCAGCAGUGUCGGUACGCCUGGGUGGUUUUCGACGUGGCAGGUGAAUGGGGUAGACGACCAGCCGAGCAGGCCGCGGAAGAGAGUUCGAGUAGAUGCGGACGCUUCAAUGGCGGGCGCGCUCUCCUCGCCGUCCAUGUCCUCACCUGCCAACAGUCCUGUCCCUCCACUUAGGCCGACGUCCACGGGCCACCAUUCCCGUCGACUUUCAGUCAACUCUCUCCUCCUGGGGCCUCCUGGACCCCUGGAGAAUAUUGGCCCGAUAAUACCCAGCUUCCCCGCAGGAGAGAAGAUCCUGUCCCCCAUACAGGCCGGCUCGGACGACUCUUACACCUGUUAUGGGAUCGACCGAGGGCUCGUGGAUCUGGAUGUCAUCAAGAAUGACGACUUCAACGCCAUUUCUAGGACCUAUCCCCAGGACGUGGACGAGAUCGUCUGUCUGCUGGAGCAGCUCGGAAGGUCUACUGACAGUCGCAGCACUCAACGGUCAAAGCAUCAACCGCAUGCGCGUGAUGAAAAUGGUCGUCCGUUAGAGGGCCAUCAUUAUGCCAAACCGGUCGUGGUGCGGAUCCCACGAAAGCUCGAGCCGUUGCCGUCAAAACUAUUGGGCAAUCCUAUGAAUAUGAUGUAUUUUCAUCACUUUCUCAAUCAUACUGCAGAAGUUUUGGUUCCGUUUGACGGACCACAGUCGAACCCGUUUCGCACAAUAUUGCCCCGAUUGGCAGUCAAGAAUGACCACCUUCUCAGCCUAAUGCUUGCAUAUUCUGCAUCCCACCGCGCAAAGCUCGUCUGUCAGCCCGAGCCGGCAACCCGCAUCGCCCUCUGGGUGCAGGACAUCUUCCCGGCCCUGCGCUCGGCCCUCAACGACCCGAACCAGAGCAUCUCAAACACAAACGUCGCGACGGCCAUCAUGCUCGCGUCGGUCGAGAUCAUAUCCCCGACGGCCUUCGGGUACGCCAUACCCUGGCAGCGCCACCUGGCCCUGGCCCGGGACCUCAUCACGGCCCGGCCGGGAGGGCUGCGCUGGUCCCGCUCCGUCGGCAGCAGCACCGCUGCCGCCGAGCAUGACGAGAUCCAAAUGUGCAACUUCCUCUGGAGCUGGUUCGCCUACCUCGACGUCCUGGGCAGCCUCUCGGGCGGCGGCGAGCGCGACGUCUCGUCGGCCUGGAUUCUGGAUUACAAAGUCUACGCCCCCGAGGACGACGACGAGAUCGACUGCAUCAUGGGCUUCUCCACCGGCUGUAUCUACAUCCUCGCCAAGAUUGCUGAGCUGGCCCGCCAGGAGAAGAAAAAACAGCAGCAGCAGCAGCAGCAGCAGCAGCGCGCGGCGAGUAUAAAAGGAGCAGCCCCCUCCCAGACGCCAUGGCAAACCAUCCCCGACGAAGCAACGCUGGCUGCUGCCCGCGAGCUCGAGCGGGACCUGGCGCGGUCCAUCGCGCUCCCGCCGCGGCCGUGCCCCCACAUCAUGGGCACCCCGGACGUCGCCCACUGGAACCCGGGCGAGAUAUCGGCCGUCAACCGGGCGUACCACCACGCCGGCUCCGUGCACCUGCAGCGCCGGGUCCUGGGAAAGCCCGCGUCGCAUCCGGACGUGUGCAGGCCCGUCGGGGAAAUCGUGCGCUGCCUGGACGAGAUCUCGAGGGGCGGCACCGCCGAGACCAGCAUGCUCUUCCCCCUGUUCACGGUGGGCUGCGAGACGGACGACGAGGACCAGAGGCGCGUCGUGCUGGACCGGGUCACCUGUAUCGAGAGGACGGGGAUGGAACAGAACCGGCGGGCCAGGGAACUCAUGCAAAGGGUAUGGAGGACGGGCCAACCUUGGGAGACACUGUUGACGACCGAGUUUAUUGGUUAACACAUCGAAAAACAUACUUAAUUAAAAACAACACGUCAUUGAUGACGGCGAACUCAAAGACGAUAGCUUGUGACAAAUGAACAGACUUGUAGCUUGUAUUAUGCUGCUGGGAUGUGCGCC
Molecule: messenger RNA, 2750 nt
Organism: Pyricularia oryzae 70-15
Lineage: Eukaryota; Fungi; Ascomycota; Sordariomycetes; Magnaporthales; Pyriculariaceae
Exons: 9
Coding region: 489-2630 (713 amino acids)
Biological process (GO): positive regulation of transcription by RNA polymerase II
Cellular component (GO): nucleus
Molecular function (GO): zinc ion binding; DNA-binding transcription factor activity, RNA polymerase II-specific; transcription cis-regulatory region binding
Source: RefSeq, a predicted model, not a curated record